This is a messenger RNA of Naumovozyma dairenensis CBS 421, 822 nucleotides long. Its product is annotated as carboxymethylenebutenolidase. Lineage: Eukaryota; Fungi; Ascomycota; Saccharomycetes; Saccharomycetales; Saccharomycetaceae. Gene Ontology annotation, molecular function: hydrolase activity. The coding region runs from base 1 to 822 and encodes 273 amino acids. The record is from RefSeq and is a predicted model, not a curated record. The transcript has a single exon.
AUGUUAAUUGAAGACAGUUUCAAAGAUAUUGCGACAUCCUACGAUACCACGUUAAGAUGUUAUAUAAUCAAACCUAAAUUAAAAAAUUAUCCUCAUGCAAAGUUCCCAGCUGUCAUUGUAUACAGUGAAAUUUAUCAAGUGACUGGACCAGUUCGUAGAUUAGGUCAAAGGAUCGCUUCUAAGGGGUUUAUUGUUGUUAUGCCUGCUAUUUAUCAUAAUUUUGUUGGUCCGGAGGCGUUGAAUUAUGAUGUCGAGGGGACAGAUAUGGGUAAUGAGUUUAAGAUUAAGAAACCUUUGAAAUCGUAUGAUGAAGAUAAUAAAUUAUGCUGUGAUUUGAUUUAUUCGAUGAAUGAAUUUAAUGGAAGAGGUAUUGGUGUUACUGGGAUGUGUCUUGGUGGUCAUUUAGCCUUUAGAGGAUUAUUAGAUAAGAGAAUUUCUUGUGCUACUUGCUUUUUCCCCACUGAUAUUCAUUUGAAAAGUUUAGGAUUAGGUAAGAAUGAUGAUUCUUUAGCGAGAGUUUCGCAAGAGAUUGGCAAGGAUCAAGAAAUGAUUUUAAUAUUUGGUACUUUAGAUACUCAUGUUUCACCUGAAGGAAGAGAUUUAAUCAGACAGACGUUAAGAGAUCGUAGUGUCAAUUUCACCUUUUUAGAAGUGCUUGACGCUCAACAUGCCUUUAUUAGAGAUGAAUCAAGUAAAGGCAGAUAUGAUGCAGAUAUUACAGAAGCAUGUUUAGGAUUGAUGUUUGAACAGUUCAAUAGAAGAUUAAAGAAUGAGUUGGGUGCAUUUGUUAGUGAUAAUAGUGCUAUUGAACAUGUUUGCUAA